This is a messenger RNA of Linderina pennispora, 2103 nucleotides long. RefSeq lists its product as uncharacterized. The record is from RefSeq and is a predicted model, not a curated record. Bases 1 to 2103 code for a protein of 700 amino acids. NCBI's taxonomy places the organism in Eukaryota, Fungi, Kickxellomycota, Kickxellomycetes, Kickxellales, Kickxellaceae. The transcript has 12 exons.
AUGCUUAAGGAUCUGCCGCCGCUGCCACCUCUCGGCCAGCUGGACGACCUGAAUUUCCCAGCGGAUCCAGCACCGCAAGCACCUUCGGUUUAUGCUGGGUCAAUGAAAUCGCGCAGCCAUAUAAUGAGCCAGUAUGAGCUGUCACCGUCGUCGAGCUCUGCCAGUCUGCGUGACGCGGCAGCGCGCAAGCCCAGUUCUAGCAGCACUGUUAGCAACGACAGCACCGAGACCACGUACAUGAAGCGGCCAGCAAUGAAUGCACUGGGUGAAUAUGACCCGGUGCCGCCUCUGCGGCUGACAGGCAAGCAUGAGUUCACAGCCGUACCCACGAAGCCCGUGCAGCCCUCGACGCUGCGGCGCGAGUCUGAUCUCUCGUUUAUGACUAACGCGUCAACAGACUCGAUCAGCUGGCAGCCGCACAGCAUCAAACCAUUGCUGCCACUCAAGCAGCCCCCGCAACGGCUAGCGCAGCCCCAGGUGGUACCUGUGCAGACACAGCUGACACCACUGAAACACUCGCGUAGUAUGGCGUAUGCGAAACCCAAGGACGCAUCCUUGCAGUCGUCCGCCAGCCACUAUGUGCCAGCAUUGAUGCCGCUGGCAUCUUCCAAGGAGAGCGAUGCGAUAUACUGCCAGUCUCAAAUAACCUUGGUUUCACAGUCGUCCAAGACGUCCAAGCACUCUGUGGUGCCACCGCUGUUGCCGCUGGCAACCUCGAAGGAGAAGUCGGAAGAGGAGCAGCGUCAGAAGCAGUCGCAGAAGAAGGUGCUGCCGCUGCUCUCCCCGCUGAAGUCAACUGCAGCCAAAUUCGAGCCGUUCAACCAGAUCCAGCAGCCGAUCAGCGUCUCGUCGGGUCGCUCGACCUGUGUUGAGUCGGUGCUGACCGAGCAAUGCGAGCCCCUCGUGAGCCGCAUGCGUGCGGCUGGGCUCGAGAUCACACGUCUAUUGAAGGCCAGCACCGAGGCCUUCCACGACGUGUCGUCGAUGAUCAGCGAAACGCUGGCUGAGGAGAUUUUCUUCUCGUUCAACAACCAUCUCAACGAGCUACUCGCCUCGCUCAUUCUCAACGAGAGUUCUGGCGACGAGGGCGACCCGGAUCACGACAGCACCGCGGCGGAUGCGUUUAUCCCGCUGCCUUCGAAGGACUACAACCGUGCAGAGUGGUCGCAAGCAACGUCUAACGCCCAAUUUGGCAGCAUGAAGCCACGCAAGUCGCAGAGCCCGCCCGAAGAGCCACCGCAGCGGGAGUCGCUGCAGCUGCAGCCCGCAGAACCAGAGGAUAUGUAUCAGCGGCCGACAAUAUACUCGCAGGCACAGCAAGGGACGCCUGCCUUGAAUGCACUGAACGAGCUGCUGUUUAUGGCCAACGAAUGGGUCGACUACCAGCAGCAGAAGCUGGUUGACACGUACGUUGAUGGGCGCAACGUGGCCAGAUUCGUAUAUGAUUUUGACGAGAUGGUUGAGGUGGCGUUCGCCGAAUUUGCAAUCGCAGUUGAGAGUGUAUUGGCAGUAGUAGGCGAAAUGGAGACCCGGCCGUCCAUAUCUAGCGACUGCAGUGGCCUAACCAUGGUCGACAGCAACCCCAGUGGUUCCUACCCUCAGCAGCGCAUAGCUUCCAUCGACAGCGCCCUGUCUGGGAUCAUCGGCUGCUACGCCGACCGCACCUCACAUGUCAAGGGCCUGCUGACUGACUUUGCGCAGUCGUUUGGCGCUGACACAAUAGAUCCCGAAGACUUUGAGCAGGCUCUGAGUGCACUUGGUAUCGACACAGUCAAGUACAGCAAAGAGCAGCUGGAGCUCUAUGCCAAGACAAGCAUCUGCAAGACUGUCACCAACCAGAUGCUGCUGAGCACUGGAGUCGAGAACGAGUAUAUCGAUCGGCUCGAGGAGGCCGAAGAGGGCCUGGCUGUCCUGGAGGACUGCGUCGAGACACUCCGGCUCUCUGAGGGAGAUGUUGAGGCACGCGAGCAGGACCUGUGGCUAAUGCGGCGAAAGACCGAGAGCCAGCGCAUCAAGGUCGAGGGCUUAGGCGAGCAGGCCAGCGAGGCACGGCGCCAGCGGCGGAUAUUCGAGGCGCUGUUCACGCAGAUUUCCUCGAUAUAA